AUAGAGUCGUGAGGGGAGGCGUUGGGGUUAAUGGGGGAUUUCGGUCCUCCGAGCCGGCCAGAGCGGCUCCAAUGGGGUUAAAUGGGGUGAUCAUAGAGUUGUGAGGGGAGGCGUUUCGGUUAAUGGGGGAUUUCGGUCCUCCGAGCCGGCCAGAGCGGCUCCAACCGGAAAUAACCACAAAGGGGAAGGGCUAAUGGCGGCGCGGACGGGAAGUGACCAUAGAGGUGAUGGCGGCUCGUUAAGCCUAACGGAAGUCGCGGUCCUCCGAGCGGGCCAGAGCGGCUCCGAUCCGGAAAAAUCCGUCAAUCACAAAAGCCGAUUCCGGUUUCGCCGCCCACUUCCGGGUGGUGCAGCCUCCUUUCCGUUCCCCCCGCGCGCACUUCCGGUGGCGCCCGCUCCGUUCCGGCCGCGUGUCCACUCCGGCCGGACGAUGCCCAAGGCCCCGCGGCCGCGGCCGGCCGAGCGCGUCCGGCAGCGUUUCCGGCGGCUGCGGCGCGCGGCGCGGGCGCUGGUGCUGGAGAACGCCGCGCUCUGCGACGAGCUGGCGCGGCUCGAGGCCAAGUGGACGCUGGCGCGCGGCCAGCGGCGAUUCCUGCUCGGACGCCUGCUCGGACACUGCGCCGGUCACUCCGAGGCGGCCGCAGAGGUCAGGAGGCCGCGGAGGGCGCGGCCGGCCGCAGGGAGGGGGCGCGGAGCCAGGAAGGAUGACCAGUGGUCAGCGGGGCCCAAGGACGAGCAGUGGUCAGCGGGCGCCAAGAGUGACCAGUGGUCAGCGGCGGUCAAGGAGGAGUGGUCAGCUGGAGGAGGAGCUGGGAUGAAGAGUGACCAGUGGUCAUCAGGCUCCAAGAGUGACCAGUGGUCAUCGGGCUCCAAGAAUGACCAGUGGUCAUCGGGCUCUAAGAAUGACCAGUGGUCAACAGGGCCAAAGGAUGACCAGUGGUCAGCAGGCUCCAAGAGUGACCAGUGGUCAUCGGGCUCUAAGAAUGACCAGUGGUCAUCGGGCUCAAAGAACGACCAGUGGUCAUCAGGCUCCAAGAGUGACCAGUGGUCAUCGGGCUCUAAGAAUGACCAGUGGUCAUCGGGCUCCAAGAGUGACCAGUGGUCAGUGGCGGUCAAGGAGGAGCAGUGGUCAUCUCCAGCAAAGCCGCCCGGCCCAAGCGAUGACCGCUGGUCAGUUGGCCCAAGAGAUGAGCAGUGGUCAAGCGGCUCUCGGCCGGUGUCCGGCGGGCUCCGGCCGGCGCCGGGCGAGGCCGGGGAUGACCGCAGGCCCGACGGCGCUGCUGACCGCUCGGGCGCCGCGCGGCCGGAGGAGGAGGAGGACGAGGAUGACCGCGAUGACCGCGAGGAGGACGAGGACGAGGAGGAGGAGGAGGAGGAGGAGGAGGAGGACGAAGGCUCCGCUCCGGCCUUCGGCUACUCCGGCCUCUUCCUGGGCAGCCCGGCCGGCUCGGACGAGUGACCGCCAAUAAAGGGCCGGCCGCAGCGGCCGCAGGGGCCGUGGUCACUCCAGCAGGAGUCGGGCGUUGUUUGUGUGCGCUGCGAUGACCGCUGACCGCCCCCACUGACCGCUGACCACUGACCGCCCCAGUGACCACCCCACUGACCGCUGACCGCCCCACUGACCGCUGACCACUGACCACCCCGAUGACCGCUGACCGCCCCACUGACCGCUGACCACUGACCACCCCGAUGACCACUGACUGCCCCACUGACCACUCCCACUGACCACUCCCACUGACCACCCCACUGACGCCUCCCGCUGACUGCCCCACUGACCACUGACCACCCCGAU
This is a messenger RNA of Passer domesticus (house sparrow), 1792 nucleotides long. RefSeq names its product transforming growth factor beta regulator 1 (gene FYRD1). The transcript is spliced from 3 exons. Lineage: Eukaryota; Metazoa; Chordata; Aves; Passeriformes; Passeridae. Bases 194 to 1459 code for a protein of 421 amino acids. The record is from RefSeq and is a predicted model, not a curated record.